Molecule: messenger RNA, 5546 nt
Organism: Linum trigynum
Lineage: Eukaryota; Viridiplantae; Streptophyta; Magnoliopsida; Malpighiales; Linaceae
Source: the annotation of a GenBank genome assembly
UGAUAAGUAUACAGAUUGUUGGGACUAACACGUUUUUCACAUGCUAUAGAGCUGACUUGAUCAAUCGUUUGUAUGUUCAAAUCUCCACGUUCCCAAUAUUAACAGUUGAUCAAUAACCUACAAGACACGGUAGGACUGUCCAAAUCUCAAGCACACGAAUCGAUUUUUAUUUGAGAAAGUGUAUAAAAAUAAUCGGGGAUAAGAAUUGCCUUUUACUAUUAUAUAUUUGGAUCUAAAACACAACAACAAAUGAGUUUUAGUCUAAUUGAAAAUAUUUUUAUUAUAAUAAUGACAAUGUCUCAAGUUCAAAUCACAUCGACUACCACUUAAAUAUUUUAUGUCCUCGUACGCAAACUACUACAUGAUACAUUUCACAAAUUUUUAAGGUAUCCCGCUGCUGCAUAAUUUUUUUUUAUACUCAUGCACAAACUAUUUUCGGAGGUUGGAUAAUCAUUUUUCCAAAUUUUAGAGGUGUCUCCAUAGAUCCGCCAUUGAGUAUGACCAGAUAGUAUGAUUCUUUUCAUAUUUAGCUCCAAAUUCGUUUAGCUAUAAACAUAUUUUUCAAAUUUUGUAUUUUUCAAAUUCUAAAAAAAAACGUAUUUUUCAAAUUUCGUGAUGACGUAUUUUCAUUAAACUUAUACAUGAAGCAGGGGCGGACCCAGGGGGUUUUAGGGGUGUCCCCGGACACCCCUAAAUUUCGGAAAAAUGAUUAUCUAACCCCGGUGGUAAUUUACGUAUAGAAAAAAAAUAUAAUUGAUAGUGAGGGACGCCCCUGAAAUUUGAAAAAUGAUUAUCCUACUGUCAUUUGUGUAUAAAAAUAUAAAUGGUAGGUUGGAUAAUUCAAAUCUAGAACACUAUUUUUAUUAUUAAUAAACUUAAUUUCCGUUGAGCUACAACUCAUUUGUUUUUCGAUUUUGAACAAUGUGUAAUAGUAAAAAGUCAUUCUAUAUCUCUAAUUAUUUCAAUCUAAACUAAUUUCAAUCUAGCCUGAAUUUGUAUUGAUUUUAUGAUUGUACGACAAGUGUUGAAGAGUCUUUCAGCUUUGGGUUACAUCAAGAACAAGUUUACAAAUCGAAUAUGCGAUAAGUUCCUGAAUGAUUGGCUAGUAGUGUAUAUGGAGAAUUUUUUUUUAACACUAUAAACACCAAGUGUAUUCUACAAUUAUUUUCGAAUAUGAAAACACAUCAUGGACUUUUUUAACCUGUACGAGUAAGGUAUUUUCAUAUUUACGAUUUUAUAUUUUGUUAAUUAUUUUUAUUUAAUUUAUUUUUUAAAAGAGGACACCCUAUAAAAAAUUUCUGGGUCCGCCGCUUACAUGAAGUCCAUCCAAGAUUUCCAGCCUUCAGAUUCUGCAUACAAGAAAAUGUCAAAAUGUAACAAGAUAGGAUAUCAGGAAAAAAAAAAAAAAGGAUCAACCGUCCUCAUAUGAAAUAAGGAGGAAAAAAACAAGACGGUCCUUUGAUCAUUUCGUCGCCAGCCGUUCAAAGAUUCACUGUUUAUUACAUGACAACAACGAACGAGAGUCGUGAGGGUCGUAAUUCCUGCACAAUCAUGUUAGCAUUGCCGGCACGGCAUGCAAGCUCAACGACAAUAGUAUUCCUACAAAACUAAACUUGAAGAAUUACAUCUGAGGUUACGUACGUCUACGUACCUACAGCUCAUGUGACUAUAUAUAUAGAUAUAUUGGCACCUACAUAGCACGUACAGUUAAACACGUUGAACAACGUAAUUACGAGCUAGCAGAUCGAUCGAAGUUGAUUAGAUCGAUCGAGCUGAUCAUGGGGAAACAUUCUGCGAGUGCGUUUGUAUUACUAUUAUUAUUAUUAUAUAUAGCUGCAGCAACCGGAGAUGGUGAGUUCCCGCCGGUGGGGACACCCUUGUGCAGCCAACAAGUGUACACGGCGGCGGAUAGUUUCGCCGCCGACAUCGAUUUAGUUCUCAAGGACCUGCCCGGGCUGGAUUCCGAGUUCCUGCCCACUAUCGACGUGAACGUGUACUCUCCCAAUCACCAUCAUCCUGUGGCUUACGGGCAGCGGAUAUGCACCGACGACAAGAAGAUUGGCGUCAUAUGCGAGCCGUGUUUCGCCGACGCGCUUAGCGGCCUGGUGACCGACUGCCGGAAUAACCACCUGGCUGGCGGUCAGAUAACGCUCAAGAGCUGUUUCAUGAGAUGUGAUCUCUUCACCCUUCUUAAUCAAGCAAGAGGACAGAUAACGUACUCAGCUCAGCUAAUGGGCUCACGAACUACACUACUGGGGAUUUGUGGGCUAGAUUCCUGGGCUGGGCCAAUUUAUACUGCAUGGACGGGGAGAAGGCCCACGUGAACUUGUUUGGGUAGUGCCUUCGUGGCGUGGGAUGGAGAAAAGCGGCCCAAUAGUAGGAGCUAUUUAAUUGGUUGAGUUAUCAUCAACUUGUAGUUUUCUUUUGCUUACUCCAACUCAAUAAUCCGAUGAUUAUAGCUAAGUGCCUCAUAAAAUGUGUUAUUAUUCGGAAAUCAUGCUUUGUAUGAUGGAUGAUUAUUUUUGUUUGAAUACAUUACAGGUAUUUGAUUGCUAGAGCUAUUGCUUGUUGCUAACUCUAUAACAAAUUUGAUAGUAUAGUAUAGAGUUGGACUUGUUUUUUUUUUUUUUUUAAUACCUUAUUUUGGCCCGAACUAUGACCAUGUAAUCAACUUUGACCCGUGGUUUCAGAAAUUAACAUCAUGGCCUCAACUAUGCAGCAUAUAGACUCAAUUGGCCCGACACAUAGUUUGACUGUCAAUUUAGACGGUCAACUCCAUUGACCGUUAGUCAACACGCCAUGUCAUUGCCUAGUCAGCCUAGAAUUUUCCCCACCCAUUGAUGAGACAGAGGCCCUAAGAAAGAUGAGAUAGAGGCCCAACGGUCACGGCGGUUGGGCUUGGCUUAACGGAUGCCCUCUCAUCGGCUGAAUGUGACUCGAAGGGAGCGUCUAUGGGCAUUUGUUCUAUAUAAAUCUGGAGUCUUGAUGUUGGUACCGGUCUUGGUAGUUUUAUUUCGUGUUUGUAAAACCGUUUCGUAUUUUAUAUUUUGAUUGGAAAAUUUUCUAAGAGUAAUUUUAAGUUGAUAAGUAAUCUUAAGCGAUAUGAACGGUUGAAGAAGAUUAGGGUUUGUUUGAGUAAAGGUCCAGCUUUUCCCUCGAUUAUGAAGAUUAGCUAGGGUUCGUUCCAAAUGAUAUUCAAGUGUUAGCGUGUGAAGACAGAGAGGGAAAUUUUUUUAAUUUUAUUUGAGGUCUUGAUGUUCGUAUCAGUCUUGCUUCUAGUUUUAUUAUUUGCUGUGCUCUUUCCGAUUGGUUGGAGUAAAGCUCCAGCUGCUCCCACGAUCACGAGGAUAAUAGUUUUAAUUAAACCAGAUUCUAGUACAAGUUGGGCUUGCAAGUUGAAGUUGGUGGUUGGGUCACUCCACUUUAUAUUGAUGCUGAUCAGUGAUCACACAAGUUGACACCCAUUUGUCGGCUAAUCGUGUACGCUAAUAAUACACAAUGGCGGCUCCUAUUAUAUAUGGGAGACUUUUAUUGUAAUACUAUGAUAAAACUAGCGGUAUUACAUAUUUUGAAUUAACUGGAUUUUGUGGUGGAAAAUCUACAUUAUAGUGAAGUUCAAAUCCUAUAUUUUUAAAACUUUUAUCAUCAUAGAUGUUACUGCUAAAAUGGUUUCAAAAACCCGGUUAAUUCGGUUUAAUUUAACCUGAUCAAACCGUUUUCCCACCCCUACCAUAUUUGGGUCAGACUCGUAUGCACCAGUUACUCCUGGUGAGAUAUAUCUAUCUAAAUCAUGGACUAAAUCGAGGUUGGGGCAUGAUACUAUACGAUACCCUAACUUCUAAUGGAUUAACCCUAGGCCUUGAUUCUCUCAAUCCAAACUCGAAGUUCAAUUGAAGAUAAAAACAAUAAUUGACCGUCCAGAUUAAUCGGAAUCAUAGAUAGAUAUCACUAGAAGUAUGUAGAGUAUUGUAUACUCCACUGAGUAUAGCAGUCUUAUCCACAUAUAUGUAUAUUACAUAUUGAUGCGAGUAAAGUUGGUUAUGAGUGGUUGGAGUAAAAUUAUAUAGGGUGCGUGAUCAAUUCCACGUUACGUUGAAUGCUUAUCGGAUCGGUGAGGUAGAGUCUUCUGUUGACAAUUGACGUUAAGUGUUCUCCGAUUGAAUAAGUACCAGGUAGGAAGAAUAUACACUACCUAAGUCUUAUCUACCGGGCCAGAUUUACCCAAAUAAAUGUGGGUGGAUAGUGGAUAUUGGAUAUGGAGCCUCAACUCAACUGGGCUGUUUUUUUAACUGGAUAUAUAGAUAUCAGGACAACAAAUCGAUCCUUUUGGUGGACCCUGUAAUUAACAGCUGGCCUUGUUUGGCGCAAGGAGGAAUGACGAUCCAGUAAGAAUCGAGAACACCAACAACUAGGCCGGCAAGUUGAUCCAUUCAGUCCAGUUGCGGUAUAUAAUAAUAAUAAUAAUAAUAAUAAUAAUAAUAAUAAAUGUACGUGCGGAAAUAGUGGAGAUGCAUACACCUUCAAAUUCAAGGUUGUCAACCCGCAGGUCGACCCACGGGUUGACCCAUUUUGACCCUGAUCCGAUGAGAAAAACGGGUCGCACGCACCCGACGGGUCGACCGCCACAAGGUACCGGGUUGAAGGUCAAAUUGUGUCAUUUUUUUCUUUGGUUUGCGAAAUGCGCCUAUUUUCCGAUUUUUCUUUUCGCCUAUCUCAAUCUUUGGAAUUCUAAGUUGAACAUUUGAAUAUUAAUGUUGUAUAAGUGUGUGUGAAUUUUCACUAUAUGUUGAAUCUAAGUACGAAAUGUUAUUUUGGUGUAAUAUUAUAUGUUAUAACUCAUAUGUUAGAUGAGAUUUGAUAUAAUUUAUCAGGAUAAGUACAAUAUAGUGACGCUUUCCAUAUUUCCGGGCUAAACCGGGCUAAAACGUGUGACCCAUUAACCCGUGACCCACUAGCUCAACCGGGUCCGGGUCAACCCGCGGGUUGACAACCUUGUUCAAAUUCCUCGGCUCCUCUACUCCUCUUCGUCAUGGACGAUAUAUUAACAGUACUAUCGUCUAUCUAUCUAUCCCCCACAUAUCGCAUAUCGGCAUCUAAUCUUCCUCCCGUUCCUCGUCUUCGUCAUCCAUUGCGUAGGUCUUAUUCAUAUUAUAUAACUUGUGUAUUUCCCCAUCCAUUUCGGCAAUCUAACUCCUGAGCAUGGGAGUCGACAUGAUACUAUAGCGCGCAGCGGCGGCGGAUCCAGAACACAAUAACGCACUGGGCCGCAAUUCAUUAGAAAUUAGAUAUCGUAAAAAGGAUAAUGGAGUCUACAUCCAUAGCAAUAGUAUGCUUUGUUUCAAAUAAAAUACUUGAGCAACCGAGGAGUAAUUCAUCGCUCAUUUUUUUGGGCUAUUCAGUUUUCACAGUUUCAUUGUUGAUAAGGUUUUGGCCGUAGUAGCUGUGGAAACGGACAACGUCAACACUAAAAUCAACCGACUAAUCAAUUUCCAUUAUGUGUCCAUCCCUAUAUCCAACAGCUGCUCUAGUAAAUUUUCAAUGGAAUA